AUGGCUCCCGAUAUUGAUGUCCGACACCGUCUAGUGCAACAUCCUUCCCAAGGCUCCAAUAACCUGCCACAGAACUCACAACCGCGAUCACGAACCCGUCAAAGCACAGCCGAACACACGCGGUCAUAUUCUACCACAACUGCUUCCCGGAUUAGUCGGCCAUCGAGAUCGCGUGGUUCGACCGCGAGCAUCCAUUCCAACACAGCCCAAUAUAAUCCAGAUCAACAUGUCACGGAGGGAUAUCAGUCGUAUAUUAACCCAGAGCCUGGCCCAAGCCAACAUAUAUACCAUUCAAACCCUGAGGAGAUGAUUAUCCGCUUUGGUGACCAGCUGGCCAAUUCGAAUUCUGGUAUUGUUAUUGACCCUGCGCUGCAAGAACACCCAAACAAUGUCGCCGGACCCGGAGCUGACAGACCCUUUCAAGGCAACGAGCUUCAUACUCACAAUCUGCCAAUUCAUGGACUACCAAUCGAGUUACCCCCCAACGGUAAUCCAAGCGAUGUUCCACCUGGCAACUAUACCCAACUGUAUGACAGUGUAGAUCCCCAGCUCCCAGACCACUUGUUGGGCGAGAACGAAGGCUCUGAAGCAGGACCUCGGAAACGAAGAGGCACAACCACAGCGAUAGCCAAUGAUAAUGAACUACGUCGUCUACUGCGUCAAUAUGAUGGAUAUUCCUUACACGAAAUGGCUGCUGAAGUUCAGAGACAUGAUGGCACUGGUGGGAAGUCGGAGAAGGUUAAGCAGGUUUUCGCGAUGAUAUGGUUGAGAGAAAAUUGUCAGAAAAGUUUUGGAUCAGUUCGACGGGACCGCGUUUAUUGCUCCUAUGCGGAAAAGUGUGGAACUGAGAGAGUUUCCGUCUUAAACCCAGCCUCCUUUGGCAAGCUUGUCCGCAUUAUAUUUCCAAAUGUCCAAACUCGACGUCUUGGGGUUCGCGGCGAGUCCAAAUACCAUUAUGUCGAUUUGACAAUUCGAGAACCUAAUCCAAACCCACCAACGGAAAUUCCAGAGAAAAAUGCGGAAGCUACUCCGUCUCGUCAAAAGAUGGCCGAUAAAUCCCAAGAAAGUACCUCGCAACAACAGAGCACCACCAGUACUGAUUUCACCUCAUCAAGAAAAAUUACUUCUCCCACACCCGAUGUCCUUCAACCUUCGCCGAGUGAUCAUUUGUGCGACCAUUUGCAGCCAUCAGAAUUGAAUAUUAUGGAAACGGUAGAAACACCUCUUAUCGAGACCCAGCAACUGAUGAAUCAACUGCUGCAAUUCAGCCGUCCUAAUGAAAGCCCACCAAUCGACAAUGAUUCCCUUCAACUUCCCAGCAUUCAUGGUUAUCUGCCAGCCAACACCGACAGCGAAAGCGCCGAUGCACUUGCAGCUCUAUACCGUUCACAUUGUAUAUCAGUCAUCGACAGCUUCCGAUAUUGCAAAGAGAAAAAUCUCUUCCGCCAUUUCGCUUCUUUCCAAGGCACCCUUACCGUUCCGGUCCAUAAGCUCCUCAAUCAUCCGAACGUUGCACCGUGGAUUAAAGAAUGCGAUUGGCUGAUGUAUCAAAAGAUGAUUGCUUUUGUGGCUCCUUUAACCACUCAGGUUGUGCCAGAUCCUGUGCUGAAUGCAUUCGGGUCGAUUUCUCGAGGCCUAGUCUCCCAUAUCAAGGAAACUUUGAAAUCCCAUCCAGACCAUGUGUGCCGGGCUAGACUUAGCCCUGCGCGGAUAUUUUGUCGCCUCCUGAAGCGCAUGUUAGACGUUAAUCAGUCUGCAAUUGCUGCUUCUGCCUGGCUUUGUCAUGCUGAAAAUCGAACGAAAAUGUGGGAAGACUUCGUUUCGUAUAUAGAACCGAUGGACAUUGUUGCCAUGGCAAAAGUUCCAAAUUGCUCUGUUGGAGGGGUAUUGGAUAUCAUGAAACACCAAGUAAAAUCACUUAUUGCCCCCGACGAUGACAAAUCUCCGGAUACACAACUCUACGGGGAGCCAUUUAGCUAUCAAAAAUUAUCCUAUUCGUCUACAGAUACCUCAGGAUACGCCCCAUUCCCCGACCGAUGGAUCGCCUUCAUCUUAAACCUCCCUGUCUUGUUUCCCAAUCACAAGGCCCAGUGCAUAAUCGACAGGGCAGAUGCAAUUUGGACUCGGUUGCUCCAUCGACUCACCCUUGGGGGCGCUCAGAGCUUUAGUGCGUGGUGGAUGACAAAGGUGUUCUUUUCGGAAAUGAUGUUGUGGCAAGCCGAAAAAGGAGGAUUCAUGGGUUGCACCGCUCAAUCCUUCGAGGAAUCGUCGCUUGCCCGAGAUCUUAUCCAAGGGGUAGUUGAACCACGUUCGGUACAAUCAGCUUCAGCUAAUUCUGACACAAAUUGGUCGCAGAACUCUAGGCUGCGGGCAUCGCGGUCCCAAUUGCAACCGCAACUUCCCAAUAUAAUCCCAAUAGUCCAAGCUUCUCCAACUGCAAACCUCCCAACCAGCGACAUUAGCGCUUCGAUAUCAAAAAUUUCCGGCAACGACAAGACAAUUGCUGCUACGAAUGGCAGUGUAUCGCCAAGUAAUCGAAAUUUGACCCAUGAUGAUAGUGCCAUCGACCUCGAAGAUGACUCUGCACUUCUCAACGCUAACAAAUACGGAGAUAUGAUGGCGUCUGACCCUGCUGAUGCAGAAGGUCAGGUUGUUGUUGUAUAG
Molecule: messenger RNA, 2664 nt
Organism: Histoplasma capsulatum G186AR
Lineage: Eukaryota; Fungi; Ascomycota; Eurotiomycetes; Onygenales; Ajellomycetaceae
Exons: 4
Coding region: 1-2664 (887 amino acids)
Biological process (GO): regulation of transcription by RNA polymerase II
Molecular function (GO): DNA-binding transcription factor activity, RNA polymerase II-specific; RNA polymerase II cis-regulatory region sequence-specific DNA binding
Source: RefSeq, a predicted model, not a curated record